AUGCAGACUCCACUGAGCAGCCCUGUGCCUGUGCUCCGGCUUCCCCGCGGCCCCCAGGGCCUGAGCAGGGGCUUUGCGCCUGACGGGCGGAGGGCUCCCCUGAAGCCAGAGGUUCCUGAAGCCCCGGAGGCUCCUGCAGUUCACGAAUGUCAGGAGUCCCAGGAGCAGCGGGCCAGAGCUGUCCUCCGGGAGCGCUACCUGCGCAGCCUGCUGGCCAUGGUGGGCCGCCAGGUCAGCUUCACCUUGCACGAGGGUGUGCACGUGACCGCCCACUUCGGAGCCACUGACGUGGACGUGGCCAACUUCUACGUGUUGCAGCUGCAGACUCCGAUAGGUGUGCAGGCGGAGGCGCUGCUCCGGUGCAGUGACAUUAUUGCUUACACCUUCAAGCUAUGA
This is a messenger RNA of Pipistrellus nathusii (Nathusius's pipistrelle), 396 nucleotides long. The record is from the annotation of a GenBank genome assembly. NCBI's taxonomy places the organism in Eukaryota, Metazoa, Chordata, Mammalia, Chiroptera, Vespertilionidae.